AUGAAUAAAUCCAUUUCAUUAGGUAUAUACACAGCGGUGUACGGCAUCACGGUAUACAUCUACCUUUCAAAGGCGUCAUCAGAUGUGGGUCACCACCGCAAGAUUGUUCUUGGAGGAAUCUCUGCGCUCUACUGGCUAACGUUUCUAAACUCGGCGUCUAUGUGGAAUUCUUUGACAUGGUCUUUGGUUCUCAAUGGAGGCAAUAAGAAUUCGAUGUUCUGGUCGUCACUUUUGGUUCCACUUUGGAUCUCUGCAUUGUCGAGCGUAAUCGAAAAUAUAAUAUUUGUUAUUUCUGAUGCACUUCUCAUCUGGAGGUGUUACCACGUUUGGGGUCAAUCCGUGAGGAUGAUUGCAGUUCCACUUCUGCUCCUCUUUGCAGAGUUGGUUUUGGCUUUCGCAGCUACGGUACUCAAUAUUCUCUCUACAGAUCUUACCAAUGGUAAAAACAUGACAUUGGACGACAACAUUUUAGUGGCGCUAUUUUUCGUCUCUCUAGCCACGACAUCCUGUGCAACAUUCCUUAUUGGCUGGAGAAUAUACACUGCUUCUGGACAUAUAGGUCGAUCCAAAUACACGCACAUAAUCACUACCAUCAUCGAAUCGUCGGCAGUUUAUUCACUGGUUUUGUUGGUGCUGGCGAUUCAUACUGUUACACGGUUUUCCAGAGAGAUAGAGUCCCCGUGGUUUGAAAUGAGUGCCUACACUUCGCUCGCGUUAAAUUUCGUUCCGGGGUUUGCGCCGACAGUUAUGGUUUUACGGCUUGCGAUUGCCAAUACAGCCAAAGCAGACUUUUCUAGUACUAUUACACAUAUAUGUGGUAUCGACUCAGACGGCUCCCAAUUUCAAGCCGAGAGUGCAUCUGCGAGUCCGGAAAGCAGGACCAGUGCGGAGAGCGGCUCCAUGGUCGAUGAAUUAAAUGGAGAUGAAGAUCAAGGCGCGAUUAUCGACCUUAUAGCAGAGUCGCGAAGGGAGGAUCUCGAUUCUCCAAUUUCGGAUUAUGAUCAUCUCCUGGGGAUUGAAUUUGUGGUCGGUCAGGCGCUGGCGCAUCAUUAUUAA
Molecule: messenger RNA, 1056 nt
Organism: Psilocybe cubensis
Lineage: Eukaryota; Fungi; Basidiomycota; Agaricomycetes; Agaricales; Agrocybaceae
Exons: 6
Coding region: 1-1056 (351 amino acids)
Source: RefSeq, a predicted model, not a curated record